ACCGCCGGGAGCUUCUAGGACAGGUGGUCUGCGUACCACGUCAAUCUCCCAGGCAUCUCGGGUUCGAUCCGUGCCUCCUGCGGUGAGGCUGAUGGGCCAACUGGGCCGGCCCGUUGUGGCCCAGUAAAAAAAAAACGAAAAAAAAACUACCAAUGUUUCGGACUUUCUGCGCGCGCCCACCAGAAUUGGAAUUUUCUAGUCAAUUCAACAGACCUGUUAAACCCCAUCUCAGCCGUCACACGAUCUUCUCCCACUCAUCUCAACCGUCGAUUCUCCUUUACCCCGACCCACGCGACCUGUCAACAAAAAUCUACAAAAGGCCCAUCUUCAAAAUUUCCCGGAAAAUCCCUAGAAACCUCCAACGAACCAUCGUUGAACCUCAGACCAAAUCAUUUUCUCCAAUUUAAUUUAUAUAAACACUUAAUAUUUCAUCUACCAACCCAAGUAGAUGAAAAAAUGGCGAGCUUGAGCACGAGUUUGCUCGGGAUAAGACGAAUGUCCAAGCCACAAGAGAAGACGAAAAACACAAUGUUGUGUAAGAAGCACCCAAAGCACAGGCAAUCACCUGGUGUAUGCUCUCUCUGUCUCAACGAGAGGCUCUCUAUGUUCAUCAAAGCAACUUCAUCUUCUACUAAUUCUUAUUUACGUUUACGAAAAGCCCGUCACAUCAUAUACUCUUCCUCAACUACUUCUCUCUCCUCCUCAUCAUCUGUCUCUUCUUGCCCUUCUCCUCUUGUGGAUCGCCGAUGCUACUUGUUAAUGGCCGGAGGCAGCGGCCGAGAAAAAGGGAGUUUAUGUAUGACGAAAAGCCGAUUAGUAGCAUAUAAAGUGGAUGAUGAGAAAAGAAAGAAGGAGACGAGAGGUGGUUUCUUUUUUCGGUUUGGUGGAUUCAAGAAGAGAGAACAAGAGAGUAUUGUAGAUAAUUAGAUCUGAUGGUUAUUGAUUUUUUAUUUUUAAAAAAGAAUUUAUCAUGUGUUCCUGAUUGUUUCAUUCAUUAUAAUUAAUGGUAACGUAAUGAAGACUAGAGCUUAGUUUUGCGUC
Messenger RNA from Brassica oleracea var. oleracea, 1041 nucleotides. RefSeq lists its product as uncharacterized. Lineage: Eukaryota; Viridiplantae; Streptophyta; Magnoliopsida; Brassicales; Brassicaceae. The record is from RefSeq and is a predicted model, not a curated record. Bases 457 to 927 code for a protein of 156 amino acids. The transcript has a single exon.